This is a messenger RNA of Mytilus trossulus (common blue mussel), 3588 nucleotides long. Its product is annotated as hemicentin-1-like. The transcript has 22 exons. Gene Ontology annotation, cellular component: cell-cell junction; plasma membrane. Gene Ontology annotation, molecular function: cell adhesion molecule binding. NCBI's taxonomy places the organism in Eukaryota, Metazoa, Mollusca, Bivalvia, Mytilida, Mytilidae. Bases 49 to 3588 code for a protein of 1179 amino acids. Gene Ontology annotation, biological process: cell-cell adhesion. The record is from RefSeq and is a predicted model, not a curated record.
UGUAAAUGAGGACGUAGAAUAACUAAUGUGUCAGUAACCUGCAAUGAAAUGAGGAUGUUCGGUUUUCAAGGAUGUUUACUAAUUUUGAUGCAACUUUCUGUUGUAUUGAAAGGCAGCAGAGCUCAACAAGCUGUAAUGUACCCACUUACACCAGCAUAUGUUGAUUUGCACCAGCAUCUUAUAUUUAUGUGUAAAAUAUCACUACGCAAUAACUGGAGAAGUACAUCCUUUCACGACGAAACAAACAAUGGUGGUGCCCCCAGUGUUGGAUUGUUUUUCAAUGCAACAAACGGUUCUUGCAACAUAAGCUCUGUCUCGUUUUCAAAGUAUAAUGCGUCAUGUGAUUCUACAAAGGGGGAAUACAAUUUAACAAUUCUCGAUGUAGAUGAGCAAUACCAUAAUGCGUUCAUCCUUUGCAAAGCCCAAUAUGGAGUCGGAAAUAGUAAUGAUGUAUUUGCCUAUGGAAACACGUCAAUUUACGUCAGAGUACACUUGACAGAAAUAUUGCUAUCAAACACUACAAUCAUCAGCGAUGUCACCCAUGACACCUCUGUUGAAUGUAAAGUUACCAGUAGACCAGCUGCAUCCUUAACAUGGAUUAAAGUUAAUUCAGAGGGAACAGUCCAAGACAUAUCCUCAUCAUCGACAACAACUGUAUCCAACGGAAUAACAGGAGAAAUGGUUAACAGUAUACUGAACUUUCGAUUUACGGCAACAGAUAAUGGUGGCCUAAUUUAUUGUCAUGCCAAUAAUUCAAUAUCAACUAUAAAUUCCUCUUUUGUCGCUUUGAGUGUAUAUUAUCCACCUUCAGAUGAUCCAACUAUACAGCAGACACCUAAUCGACCAAUCAUUAGUGGGGAAAAAGUAGUUCUGACAUGUUCUAUAUCCGGUGGUUUUCCAUUACCUGUAUUGACAUGGAACUGUUCCGGUAACAUCACAAAGAACACUUCCGGAAAUACUGCUUUCUAUGCUAUCAUUUUUAUGGCUUACAAACAAGACAACGGGAAAAUUUGUACUUGUUCUGCCACACAUCCAGUAGCAGAGUAUAGACCACAGAUGCAUGCCACUCUUUACGUAUACUUUCCUCCAGAAAAGUUUCCCGUUCUUACGCAAAUACCAGAAGGCCAAGUUCAAACCGGCAGCUCUGUUUUGUUGGUUUGUUCCGUAAAUGGUGGUAAUCCUGUGGCAACAUUAACCUGGAAUUGUACUGGAGUUAUUAGUAUGAACUCAUCGGAAACAACUGCUAUGAGUUUCAUUGAAAUACCUGUUACUCAGUUUAACCAUAGAAUGGUUUGUUCCUGUUUGGCUACCCAUAUUAUAGACACUUAUAAACAAAUAGCUCAUCACCUUCUAGAUGUAAUUUUUCCACCAGACGUUAAUCCAACAGUACGACAAGCUACUCCUGGACCAAUAGAUACCGGAACAUCAGUUACAUUGAUUUGUUCUGUUCCUGGAGGCAAUCCGUUGGCUACAGUGACUUGGGAUUGUCAUGGUAUCAGUUCAAACACCUCGACAGAAACUGAAGCAGUGUUAGAAAUUGAGUUAACAGUGGACAAAAAUUAUAAUGGAAGAAUUUGUAGUUGUUCUGCUACUCAUCCUAUAGCAACUUACAGACCCACAUCUCAAAUUUCACUGGUUGUUUAUUUUCCGCCUAGUAAACUAAAUUUAGAAUUGAAACCUGAAAUGCCAUGGUUUGUCGGAAACAUAACAGAAAUAGAAUGUGUAUCUGAACCAGGAAAUCCAGAAUCAAUAUUCGAAUGGACUAGUGAUAAUAUGACAGUGGAUUUUAAUAUGUCCGCGUUAAUCAUAGGACCUCUCACGAAAUAUAACAAUGGGAAAGUAGUUAUUUGUACCGUUCAGAAUGAAUAUACCAAAAGACGUGGAUUGAUAUUGAAAUCAAAUGUUGUACAUACAAAUGUAGAAUAUUUUCCUGAAAUUUCCAUUGCCACUUUACCAUUAUUCGUGAACGAAGGUGACAAUGUGUCAAUUACGUGCAAUGUCUUUGGUAAUCCUGUUCCAAUAGUUACGUGGUUUCAACAGGACCAGAAUAUAACAAAACGUCAAAUAAACCAGUCCAUCCUUCAUUUGUUUGAUGUUGGUCGUUUAUUGAAUGAAGAGCUGUAUACAUGUAAGGCAUUCGCAACUUCUACAACAUAUGGUUCUCUUGUAGCGGAAAAUACAACAGAACUAGUAGUUUAUUAUCCGCCAGUCAUUACAAACCUCGAAGUUUUGAAUGGACAGACAGUAUCUGAAAAUGAGGCUGUUACAUUCCGAUGUGAAGUUGAAAGUAAUCCUAUUUCAAAUAUCACAUGGUUGUUUUUAAUUGAUCAGACGAAACUUAACGAAGAAAACAGUGUUCAUACCAGUACUUACACCAUACCCAAUACCAACUGUUUCCAUACAGGCACAUACCAAUGUCAGGCUGCAAACAACAGAAGUGGGGUUAUUUCUACAUAUGCCAAAGAUGUUGCUUUAAAUGUUAUGUGUUCACCGCGUUUAGAUACCCGAUAUCAAAGCCUACCCAAAAUAGUCGCUGUUGAAGAAAAUGGUGACUUAGAACUAUCUGCUCAUAUAGUAGCAUAUCCUUCACCAGAAAUUCGUUGGAUAUUUAUAAAUGAAGUCAAUUCCACAUCAGCAUUGGUUGGGAACGUAUAUGUUUCAAACUUGCAUAUAACAGAUUUUAAACAAUCGGAGUUUGGAGAAUAUACCUUGUUUUCAUUUAAUGACCACGGGAACCUUUUUGUAAAAGUAAAUGUUGUUCCAAAAGGUAAACCCAUGCCACCUUCUAAAGUAAUAGUGGUGUGUAAGAGUACAUCUGUGGCAAUGUUUUGGAAUUCUGAAUUUGAUGGAGGCGCUAGGCAAACGUUUAUGGUUUUAUAUUGGAGAACGUUAGACGGUACAACGAUUUCGUCAGCACUAGUAGAAAACCUAACUGAGAAGACUGUCAUCAAAGAAAUAUUGCCUGAUUCCAACUAUAGUUUUAUAGUUCAAGCUACAAAUAAGCAUGGAACCUCAAACUCUACAAUUAAAACGUGCAAGACUGACGUCAAAGAUCGCAAGCGUCAGAACAAAGAAAGUUUGAAGAACCAAAACCAGGGGUAUCUGAAGCCAGUACGGGAUGUUUCUGUUAGAUCAGCAAGAGACAAUGUUUAUCAGCUGCCGUUAAACCAACAAUAUGAAUCUAUUCGUCAGAGUGCUGUUGUUGAAGUUAAUGCGAAUCCUUCAAGGCCAAUAUACGAUGAGCCUGAACCUGAAAUAGCACAAGGAACACAUUACAUUGAUGCAUCUUCGUCAGAAUUGAAGAACAAAACACAAAGAAAUCCAGAUGAAACCAAUACAGAGAAACGAAGUGUGUAUACAAAUCAGGAAGUCCCGAGAGAUAUUUCCACUAUUCAAUCUACUAGCAGGACAGAUUCAAGUCACCUUUUUGAUACUAAUGCAUACGAGGAUAUGAGUACAGAAACAAAAGAUACACCACCAAUUGAAAAACCACCAAGGGCACACUUAUCCGACAGUAAUACUCAACUUUAUGAAUCAAUGAAGGCACGUUCAUGUCAAAAUGCUUCAAAAUCAGACCAAGGCAGGUAA